Molecule: messenger RNA, 2922 nt
Organism: Bufo gargarizans (Asiatic toad)
Lineage: Eukaryota; Metazoa; Chordata; Amphibia; Anura; Bufonidae
Gene: BAIAP2
Product: BAR/IMD domain containing adaptor protein 2
Exons: 15
Coding region: 68-1804 (578 amino acids)
Biological process (GO): plasma membrane organization; actin filament bundle assembly; actin crosslink formation
Cellular component (GO): nucleoplasm; cytosol
Molecular function (GO): protein binding; cytoskeletal adaptor activity
Source: RefSeq, a predicted model, not a curated record
UACGCUGUCCCCGCUGCCGCUGACGGUACCGGGAUUGUUCUUAUCACCGCAGCGGUUCCCUCGGUGUAUGGCACUGACAGGAGCCAGGAUGUCCCGCUCGGAGGAGGUGAACCGGCUCACCGAGAAUGUCUACAAGACUAUUAUGGAACAAUUUAACCCUUGCCUUAGGAAUUUCAUUGCCAUGGGGAAGAACUACGAGAAAGCCUUGGCAAGUGUAACGUUUGCAGCAAAAGGCUACUUUGAUGCCCUGGUAAAAAUGGGAGAAUUGGCCAGUGAAAGUCAAGGCUCUAAAGAACUUGGGGAUGUCCUCUUCCAGAUGGCAGAGGUCCACCGGCAAAUCCAGAAUCAGUUAGAAGAAAUGCUGAAGUCUUUUCACAAUGAGUUACUCACACAACUCGAACAGAAAGUGGAGCUGGAUGCCCGGUACCUAAAUGCUGCUCUGAAAAAAUACCAAGUGGAACAGAAGAACAAAGGGGAUGCCCUGGAGAAGUGUCAAGGAGAGCUGAAGAAACUGAGGAAAAAGAGCCAAGGCAGCAAAAACCCUCAGAAAUAUUCAGACAAAGAAAUGCAGUAUAUUGAAGCCAUCAGCAACAAGCAGAGCGAGCUGGAGAACUUUGUAUCUGACGGGUAUAAGACUGCUCUGACGGAAGAGCGGAGGAGGUACUGCUUCCUGGUGGAGAAGCAAUGUGCCGUGGCCAAGAACUCUGUCGGUUAUCACAGCAAGGGUAAGGAUCUGCUGGCCCAGAAGGUUCCUUCCUGGCAACAAGCCAGUGUCGAUCCCAACAAGAUCCCAGACAGAGCUUUACAGAUCAUGCAGCAAAUGGCUACUGGCCCCAAUGGUACAAUUUUAUCAGGACCAUUAUCCGGACCUAUGACCAACUCAAAAUCCAGUCUUUCCAUAUCGGACCCUAUACCAGGUGCCAAACCACUGCCAGUGCCCCCAGAGCUCGCCCCUUUUGUUGGGAGAAUGUCCGCACAGGAGGGCACGCCCAUUAUGAACGGGGUCACAGGACCACCUCCCAGCAGUUAUGAGCACUGGGGAGACAUGAAGCCAAUCCAGUCAAAAAUUUCACCAUCUCAGCCUCACAAGCAGAUAAGCGACUCGUACUCAAACACCCUCCCAGCCCGCAAGAGCGUCCCACCCAAAAACAGCUACACCGUGGCCGAGAACAAGACUUUGCCCCGUUCCAGCUCCAUGGCUGCCGGAUUAGAAAGAAAUGGUAGGACACGAGUGCAGGCCAUCUUCUCACAUGCCGCCGGAGACAACAGCACAUUAUUAAGCUUCAGCAAUGGCGACUACAUCACCCUGCUGGUGCCCGAAGCAAGAGACGGCUGGCACUACGGAGAGAGCGAGAAGACGAAAUUGCGAGGAUGGUUCCCAUUCUCCUACACAAGAGUGUUGGACCGUGGAGGCACAGGAGAUCGUUCACCGAAUUUACAGCCUGGGAAGAGCAGCAGCACUGGGAAUUUGCUGGACAAAGAUGACCUCUCCAUACCUCCUCCAGACUACAACAUGGCCUCCCGCGGUUUCCCUCCACAGGUUGUGAGCUCUUUCAAACCCCGGCCAUACAGCGUGGCGGCACCGGUCUUUUCACAGGCUUACUCUGUGCCCUAUGGGUACACAAUAAACAAGAGUGCCAGCUUUCUGUACCCACAGUCAACGGGACUGUACAAACCUUGUAAGAGGUCUUCACCCGGUUUAGAUGACUACGGGGCGGCGCGUUCCACAAACAGAAAUCCAUUUCUUGAAGUCCAAUUGAAACCCACCAUCACUAACGACCGCUCUGCGCCUCUUGUGAACUGACCUACCUGGGCUGGUCUUGUCUAUACGUGGUGCAACAGGUCCCCUCUCUGCUUUGGUGGUGGAACGAAGUUUGGUGUAUACUGAAGACUGGCGGUCAGUUGAAUGUGUCGCCGCCUCCUCCUCUUUACUGGAUCCCAAUAUAUGCUAGAUCUAUACGACUUCUAUGUAGAAGCUCAAAAUGUGCAUGGUAAAUAUGUCUAGCACGCAGUGGUGGGGAAGGCACUUGGAGCUUAAAGCUUUAUCAUCACUCCAUGAUAUCGGACCACCUCCAACCUAUAGGUGAUCACUCUAAUUAUGGAGACUAGAUAUGGAUAUUUUAUGGUGAGAUGCAUAAUCACAAGACUGUUCAGCAAUCACCUGUAAAACAAAGAGUGGAGGCAGCCAUUUUGUUUGUUGGUGAUAGCAGUGUUUUGUGAUGUUACUAGUCCAGCCUCAAAAUGGCUGCCUCCAGUCUACUUCAUGUAUGGAUGCCUGUAUGGUGACCAGUGAGACUAUACAAUAUGACAGGUGCACAUAUGUAUGUAUCUUAGUUAUGCGCUAUAGAAUGGGUGUAGCUUUUAAUAACCUGCGGUGACAGCUCGGCAGGAUGUCUUCACGUAGAGAAUGCUUGAGCUCAGUGUUAUGUACCCUCCCCCCCCACUAAAUGUUUGAAGGGGCCGGCCCCCGGAGUUUUAAAUGGAGGGGGUAUUGCUCAUAUUCUUCCAUUUUUAAUUUUACAACAAAUACUUAUUCUGAAUUGUAUAAUUAUAAUCAUAUACUAUUUAUUUGCUGGGCAAUGCUAUCUUACUGUAGACGUUCACAGUCACGAUGAGCCAUAUUGUAGUACUGUUAAUGUAAGGGGACAACUUUCAGAAAAUAUGCAUUAAGCGGGUUGUACAGGAUUAACAAAGCAUGGUUACUUCCUUCCAGAAACGGCACCACCCCUGUCCACAGGUUGUAUGUGGUAUUGCAGCAGAGCUCCACAGAAAUGCAAUACCGGACCCAACCUGUGGACAGUUCCGGCCCUGUUCUGGAAGAAAGAGGAUGUAUUUUCUAAUUCCGUAAAGCCUCUUUUUAAAUAUUUAUAGGCUAUGUACACCUUCAGGGGCAAUUUUUUUUUUAUUGCAUUUUUGGGCUAA